UUUUGAUUUGUACUACACGGCCAUUGUCUCCGUCUCUCUGCCGCGCGAAGACACAUCCACAAAACUUAUUUCCCCUUGCUUGCAUGGGUCAAUUCAUUCACGAAAGCAUGGAAAAAUCUCCACCACACCGCAAAAAUCCUCUCUCACAGGUAGGUACCUCUACUUACUUACAUACACAAGACACGCCUACUGCACAGCUACAGCCGGCCCUCCGCCUCGUGCACCCAACGAAUGAGUCAUUCAUUCAUUCAUAGACUGUUGUGUGGGUCAUCUACCAUCUAUCUGUCUCUCUAGAUGCCUUUGAGUGCUGCUAUGGCCUGCUCCAGCGCCUGUCUCUUGGCUGGCGACAGGCUCUCGAGCUUGGAGAACUGACGGAUCGCCGAUCGCCGGGUGGAUCCAGGGACGUCACUGUAGGCUGUCCGCAGCACUUCAGCAAAUCCCUUGGCUGUCCCACCUCCACGUGCAUACUGUGUCAGUCUGGCCCGCACCAGGGACUUCUGCGACUCCUUCAGCCCGACAUCUAGCAGCUGAUCCACGGUGGUGGCACUUCCCACGGCAGCAGCCUUCGAGCCGGGCAGAGAGAGAGACGACGGGAGGAGACUGACGGGCGGAGGCGAGAUAGGUCUUGUAGCAGCUGAAGGUGGCCUCACAGCGGCUCUCUUUGGUGGGGGGGGAGGAGGCGCCCUCGGCACUGAUGGGGACGCUGCCCUAGCUGCAGGGGGCUUGGGGGCAAGUGCACGUGACGCGGGACUCAGGAUCGGGCUGAACAAGGCCGUCAAGUUGAACUGCUGCUGCUGCGGCGGCUGCAGCUUGGCCGCUCUGUCAGUCGACUUUCUGGCUUUGUUGUAGGCAAGUUCCAGCUGUUUCCUCUUGGCGGGCUCAGGCAGCUGGCGCAUUAGAGGCUCGAUGAUUUUCCUGGACAGUAGGACAAGCCAAGACAAGGUGGGGAGCGAGACAUAGGACGCGACUCUGUGCUCUCGACGACACUACCUUCCUCACCCAUAGUUCGAGCCAAACAGCUCCUUGACCCUGGCACUGAAGCGAUCGGCACUCAUCUGGUUGCUCCGAAAGCUUAAAGGAGCACACAGGAUGAGCGUAGGGCCACAGGCGCACACUCUCGUGCGGUCUUGUACGUACGCGUACGUACGUACCCGAGUUUGCCCCUCCUCACCUGUCUGUGAUUUGUUGGAACGUCCUGAUCUUGGCCGCAUCAUUGUUGAGAAGAGACACCGCAGACUCGAAGAAGCUCCCAUCCAUGCCGUUGAGCCGUAGGGGAAUGGCUCGACCCCCCCGCACCGGCCGCUUCGAAGGUGACAGACCAAACAAAGCCGACAGAACGCUACCAGCAGACGGCUGAUCGCCUUUCGGCGGAGCUGCCGUCGGCUUGGGCGUCGCUGGCUUUGACGCCUUGGGCUUCGGUGGAGCAGCAGUGUCUUGCUUCACCGCAGCCUGCGUGCACACCAGGGAGGGAGACAGGGACAUCGACAGGUAGCAAAACCCAAGAAAGAACAAUCAUCGCAUACAUGCGCAUUGCAAUGAUCGAGGAGCUGAUGCAGUGCACGACGCGUGCAGUUGUGCUUGUCAGGGUGUGAUUGACUCACCGGCAAACGGGGUAUGGAGAGUCCGGAGGGGAGGGAAAAACCGGGGAAGGCAGAGCCGGCUCCUUUCUGGCUCUCCUUUCCAGGUGGCGUAGGAGUCACUGCGGCCGUCUUCCGUGAAGGCGGUGCGGUGGGCGGUGCUUUUGUCCCAGGAGCGGAUGGAGGCUGCUGCUUGAGCAUUUUGUCCAAGGGACCGAGAACCGCUGUGAAAUUGAACCCACUUGGCUGAGGCACCUUGGUCACCGGACGGUCCGUGGGUGCGGCUUUGGUCGCAGCUCUUGGCAGGCUGAGGAGGCUAAGGGGGCCCUCUUGCUCUUUCUGGGCGGGAGGAGGGGUUGUUCCAGGGGAGGGGGUAUCUGCUAAGGCAACACAGAUACAGCAGACAGACAGAUGGCACAUAACUGCUAACCCGCAGCCACUUGCGCACACGUGGCAGCACACUGGAUCUUACCUCGCGCUUCGAGGAGAGCUUUCAGCGCCGGGCUUGGUUGGGAAGGCGGCUUCUUGGGGGAAGCUCCCUCUUGUAUGGCCUGGCUGACUGAAGACUUGACCUUUGAGCCAAUGGAACCAACGAUAGAGGUGACUGCGCUCACGAUUUCCUCUGCCGUCGGCCCCUCCUGCGGCACCACUUCCUCCUUCCUGGGAGGUGGCGCUGUCGAGGCCACAGGGGGAGGAGCAGUGACAGCCUCCUUCUCUGCAUGCAUGAUCAGCAUGCAACACAGGAAGCAAAGAUUCAUGGUGACACAAAACAACACGUGCUGCCUGUGUGUGCGGUUGUACCUCUUCCCUCCCUCACGACUACGGGUGCAGGUAAGCUGGUCGUUUGAGGCUCCACUUCUGGCACUGGCUGCUCAGUUUGCAGAACAGGGGCUCUCUCUUCCGGAGGCAGUGACGCCGAAAGCGGCGCGGCAGACGGCUGCAACGUGGGAGUCUGUUGGGCGGGCGUCGCCUCAGUGAGGGAGGGGGCCUGCGUGGUCUCCUGCUCGGUGGGCUCCACAGGUGGAGCAGCAGACUCCCCGCUCACCGCAAUGCCCACCAUUUCGCUGGUCUCAUUGUCGGCUGACGGCGCAUCAACAGUUGCACCAGAGUCGUUCAGCCGGGGCCGAAGCAGCUCAGUGUCAUUGGCGACGGAACUCUGCGGCUCAUAAUCCUGCUUAUCCUCCUUCGCGAUCUCAACGCCAGUCUUGGUGGCCGUCACCGCACUCGCAAUCAGCCCACCGACAACAGGUGCGUCAGAUGCCUUGUCGAGCACACCAGCCGUGUCCUGUGAGGACAUGGUGUCUUCUCGUGAUGCGCCGCCCCUUCGAUCCCGGCUGACGAAAGACCGAAGACGCGCGAAGACCCCAGGCUUGCGCGCUGGGGGUGCUGGACCCUUUGCCCUCGGCUUCUCCUCUUGAGGGGCGGCUGGUGGCUUAUCGGAUGCUUGCUCGCCGGCUACCACAUCAACGUCAAGCACAGCAGUCUUCUCAUCCAGAGCAAAACGGCGGGACGACCUAUGCACUCCUGACAGAACACACACCACCCAAUUGUUCUUGGCAGACCAAUGCUCGAAGUGCGUUCACCUCCGGAUAGGGAGCCCACUAAAGAGAGCCGAAAGCGGUCCUUGUAGGCAAUUGGAAUGCGGAAUCCAGCUGCAAGCUGACCAAGGCAUGCUCCCAAUAGGAAUGCCCAAAUCAUGAGUGAAGCAGAUCUGGCAUACAGGCGUCUCGCUGGAAACGCUAAAGAUCCGCUGAAGAUCCGCGUUCUUAUGUCACUGCUGCUGACCUGUAGCUGCUCAGGCAGGCAACAGGACGCAAUAGCAGAUCAAAAGCAGCAAGCGAAAACCCG
Vitrella brassicaformis is the source of this 3425-nucleotide messenger RNA. NCBI's taxonomy places the organism in Eukaryota, Vitrellaceae. The record is from the annotation of a GenBank genome assembly.